AGUUAAAUAUGGCAGUAGUAAUGGCAGCCUCCUUCUUAUUAUGUUGAUACGGUUAUUUUCCUUUGAAAUGCUCUGCAAACACUGUUGAAUUGCUUUGGAAUUGCUUUUCUUAAAAGAAUUUGUAAUUUUUAUGAAUCAUUUACAUCAGCCGUAACAUGAAUACUUUUGUUAAGUUGUGUUUUAUAUGUCUAACUUUCUAUAUUGUUUUUGUCAACGUAUGUUUACUGGUUGACAGUGCAGGGCCACCAAAGAAAAAGAAGAAGAGUCAACAAAGUAACGCGGAUAAAGAAGCACAGGUUGAGGUGAAACUGUCAGAUAAAAGUGUGAUAGAAAGAGGGCUAGUUGAUGAGAACUUGAAGAGUAAGGCUAUUAUUAAAGAUUACCAAAACUACUGUGUAAAAACAGAGGAACGGCAUUUUACUGGGGACGUCUUAGGUUAUGUGACACCUUGGAACAGCCAUGGUUAUGAUAUUGCUAAACUCUUCGGAGGCAAGUUCACAACUAUUUCACCCGUUUGGCUCCAACUAAAGCGAAUAGAAGAUAGCUUUCAAGUCCAGGGAGGUCAGGAUAUUGAUAAAGGUUGGAUGAAAGAUGUUAAAAAACAUAAAAGAAAAGUAAAAAUAGUCCCUCGAUUACUCUUUGACGGAUGGACUGGCAGAGACUAUCAGUAUAUUUUCAACAAUGAGGAUGCUGUUCAGGAGCUCUCAAAAACAGUUGUAGAAUUCUUUCAGAAGUACAAAUUUGAUGGUGUUGUUCUUGAAGUAUGGUCUCAGCUUGGUGGACAAAGAAGAGGUGAUCUUACCCAUGUUAUUGUGCAUAUCUGUGAUGCAUUCCAUAAGAAGAAACUACAGUGUAUUAUGGUUAUACCACCACCAAUCAUGCCAGGGGGAAGCAGUAUGUUCAACCAUGAUGAUUUUGAAGCACUUGAAUCAGCAGUUGAUGGCUUCAGCCUUAUGACCUAUGAUUACCCCAACAGAGGACAACCUGGUCCUAACUCACCGAUUGAAUGGGUGAAAAAGUGUGUGCUAUCAUUAUCACCAGAGCAAGAUUCUAAAAGGAAGAAGAUAUUACUUGGGCUUAAUUUUUAUGGAUACAUGUAUGGAAUGUCUUCCCCUGAACCCAUUGUUGGGCAUAGAUAUAUUCAGUUACUGAAGAAACAGAAGUUAAAGUGGCUCUCCGAUUCAGCUGAACACAUGUUUGAAUAUAAGGAGAAUUCAAGAAUUCGUGAGGUCUAUUAUCCAACUCUUAAGUCAAUAAAAAUGCGUCUGGAUUUAGCUGAGGAACUUGGAACUGGUAUUUCAAUCUGGGAAAUCGGUCAAGGCCUGGACUAUUUUUAUGAUCUGUUGUAACAUUUAAAUUUUUUUUUUUUUUUUUUUAAUUUAAUUUUUAUCAAAUACAUAAAAAAUAUGGUGAAGAUGGAGAACACAAUUCAGUAUUUCAAACUAAAGAAGAAUGGAGCUAGUUGUAAUUUUGAAACAUGUAUAGUAAUUCUAUUUUAAGUUUUGUGGGUUUUUUCAUCCAGGAACAAUCUUAAAAAUAAUAAUAAUGGUGUUUUAGUAUGGAAAAAAGUUAAUUCAUUUACAUACAUUGUACAAAACAGUUCACCCACCAAUUUGCGAUCCCUCUAAUCCCAUGCUUCCAAGCUAUUGGUCAUGACUCAACUUUGCAUUGGAUCACAAGCAGGUUUGCAAAACAUUUAAAAAAACAGAUUGUCAAUUCAUAUGUGCAAAUUUACACAAUUUAUGUGAAGUCUUUUAACAGACCUGUUGACAUGAAAUUUUUGGUGAACAGUCAUUAGAACAAUAUCUUAUAUGCUCAUAAUGAAUAUAUUUUACCUCAACGUAGUUGUGUUAAUCUAAACACCUCUGUUUAACAAGACGUAUGGACAUAAACAUGCAAGUGUAGUAUUUUUUUCCAAUAAAUUUCAAAUAAUAUAGCUAGGAAGCUGUUUCUCAUUUAUUGUUAUUGUUUGAUAUAGUGGUAACCACAGGGUUAAAAUUAAUUGGGUUUAAGUUGAUCAAAUGUCUGAAAAUAUUUUCUGCCAAAAAGCUGAUGCUACAUUUUGUUCUUGUAUUCCAUUCUAAGUCUCAAAUAUUAGGUCUCAUUUUCCCACUGUGGCGAAAAGGGACGAUACAGUAAUAAGUGGCAGAUUCAAGGUAGUGGUGGGGGAUUAACAAUUUCUUACCUCACCCCCAACAAUGGUGGGGGCCAGGUGGGUAGGAUAAUAAUAGUAAGCAAUGUUGAUUUAAAGCCAGUGUCGAGUAGUAAUUUUUAAACCAUGAGCAUCAAAUUUUGGGAUUAAUGCCACUGUGCAAUUUACUAUCAAAUUAUUAGAUGGACCGCGGUUAAUGUGGGAAAUCACAACUUGGGUCCCAGAGAAAAAGGUUUGGGAACCGGGCUUCUAAUCCAUCAAGGCCAUAUUUUUUAAUUGUCUACUAACAACCUUUCAGCACUAAGCUAACCUCCAAUUGGAGACCAAAUCUUUAGAUUCUUGGGUGCCAAAGAUGGUCUCGAUUUGGAGGGUGAACUGUAAUUUGAUUUUUUUUCCUUUUUUUUUUUAAUUGCAAGUAGGUAAUUACAUCCUUUAAUUGCUCAUGUAGCAUAUAAAUACUGAUCUAAAUUUUAUAAAUUCUAGUCUUGUUUAUCGUACAGUACAACAUUAUUUUUCAAUUCAAUUUCCUCUAUAAUUGAACAAUUGGCAAUAUUGUAUCAGAAAACAUUCUAACUUAUGGACGAAGAAUUUAAAUGUGGAAAUACUCUAAAGAUGUAUAAUUGUUUUUGUAUUCACUGGUUACAAACCAGAAAGCCUAUCAUCUUGUUUUAGUCAGUCUUUCAGUAUUGUCUGUAUCUAUAUUGGACAGAUGUGUAUCACUUGCAUAAUAAAACUAGAAUUUUUAA
Anneissia japonica is the source of this 2898-nucleotide messenger RNA. Its product is annotated as chitinase domain-containing protein 1-like. Lineage: Eukaryota; Metazoa; Echinodermata; Crinoidea; Comatulida; Comatulidae. Gene Ontology annotation, biological process: carbohydrate metabolic process. The record is from RefSeq and is a predicted model, not a curated record. Gene Ontology annotation, molecular function: chitin binding; oligosaccharide binding. The transcript is spliced from 11 exons. Gene Ontology annotation, cellular component: extracellular region. The coding region runs from base 156 to 1349 and encodes 397 amino acids.